AUGGCUUCCAAUAUGCCUGCCAGAUGCUGCACUGUGGGAGUCAAGCACAGUGGAGAAGCAACCGGCGAAUAUCAGGCCAUUGACGGUGUUGAGACGUAUUUCUCAUAUCCCGAGGACAGGUCGACCAAGCAUGGAGUUAUCAUCCUCACGGAUGUCAUUGGUCACCGAUUCAUCAACUCGCAGCUCAUAGCUGACCAAUUUGCGGCGAAUGGGUAUCUGGUGGCCAUGCCUGAUCAGUUCCACGGUGACCCGGUCAAGCUCAAUAGGCCUGAGGGCUUUAACCUAAUGACCUGGCUGGAAGGACACCCGACCGAAAAAGUGGACCCUGUUGUCGACUCUGUGAUUAAGUAUAUGCGCACACACCUUGGCUGCGAGAAGAUUGGGGCGGUCGGGUAUUGCUUUGGGGCAAAAUACGUCGUCCGAUUUCUGAGGCCCGACCAGGGAAAGGUUGACGUUGGAUAUAUCGCACAUCCAGGCUUCGUUGAAUUUGAAGAACUCGGCGCGAUUACCGGCCCCUUGAGCAUUGCAGCCGCAGAGACUGAUGACAUCUUCCCAACAUCAAAACGUCACCAGUCAGAAGGCUUUCUGCGUGAUCGUGGCCAGCCAUACCAGAUCAAUGUCUAUAGUGGAACCGAACACGGGUUCGCCAUCCGCGCAGACUUGACGGAUAAGGCUAAGAAGUUUGCAAAGGAGCAGGCAUUCCUGCAAGCAGUCCAAUGGUUCGAUGAAUUUAUCAAGGGCGGGAACUGA
Molecule: messenger RNA, 750 nt
Organism: Aspergillus pseudoviridinutans
Lineage: Eukaryota; Fungi; Ascomycota; Eurotiomycetes; Eurotiales; Aspergillaceae
Product: dienelactone hydrolase family protein
Exons: 4
Coding region: 1-750 (249 amino acids)
Molecular function (GO): hydrolase activity
Source: RefSeq, a predicted model, not a curated record